GCACUUCCGUUCAGGUAGUCUAUAGAUGGUUCUUAAUGAUGGUUGUUCAAUAAUUUGGUUAUAAAUUUAAUGCGGUCCUGGGAGGAGAUGGGCACAGUGCUUACCUGCUUUACCCUCUUAACCAUGAGUCAGACUGUGUCUUCCAAGAGGACCCCAGUUGGACUCUCUCUUCUAACAGCAUCUUCCUUUUGGGUUUCUCCACAUUUCCCUGCCAGGAAACCAUAGAGAUGAAGAAGCAAGAUUUUUUGCUUCAGAAUGAACAGGCAUCUGGCAAGUAUUGCCAGGCUCAGCUUGAGCAGCUUUCAGAGCCCUUGAUGGAUGAUAUUUCAAGAGGAACUUUCUCUGUGCCUGGGGGACACAACCUCUACUUAGAAGCAGUGGAAAAGUUGGAACAGUCCUAUAACCUGGUACCCAGGAAAGGAGUGAAGGCAAAUGAGGUCCUCCAGACCUUCCUGCAGUCACAGGCCGCAACAAAGGAAUCCAUCCUGCAGGCAGACCAAGCCCUCAGUGCUGAGGAGAAGGCUCUGGCAGCUGAGUGUGCCAAGAAUCGGGAAGCUGAGAAGGAACUGGAUCUACGAAGACAGAAAGAGAAGGAACAGCAGAAAAUUUUGGAGGCUCAGGAGAAAACCUUCAAGGAAAACUUAGCGCAGCUGAAGGAGAAGAUGGAGAGAGAACAGGAAAUCCGCCUGAGAGAGCAGGAAAGUAUGCUGGACCUCAAGCGCAAGAUCUCUGAAGAACUGCUUAAUGAAGGAUUUAAGGCGAAAAAUGAGGAGAUGCAGAAAGAGAUAAAUCAACUAAAAGAAGAGAAGGAAAGAAAUAAUGUCAAUAAGGCCUCCGAUAUUGCACAGAUACUUGGUAUGGCUACCACUGUGUUAGCAGCCGUACUACCUUGGCCUCUUAACAUAAUUGUUAUAGCGCCUAAAGUCAUCAGUUUAGUGGAGAUAUAUCUCAAUUUGAAUAAGUGA
Messenger RNA from Molossus molossus (Pallas's mastiff bat), 965 nucleotides. RefSeq names its product guanylate-binding protein 7-like. The transcript is spliced from 4 exons. NCBI's taxonomy places the organism in Eukaryota, Metazoa, Chordata, Mammalia, Chiroptera, Molossidae. Gene Ontology annotation, molecular function: GTPase activity; GTP binding. The record is from RefSeq and is a predicted model, not a curated record. The coding region runs from base 228 to 965 and encodes 245 amino acids. Gene Ontology annotation, biological process: defense response to protozoan; defense response to Gram-positive bacterium.